Molecule: messenger RNA, 7348 nt
Organism: Homarus americanus (American lobster)
Lineage: Eukaryota; Metazoa; Arthropoda; Malacostraca; Decapoda; Nephropidae
Product: proteoglycan 4-like
Exons: 8
Coding region: 322-3051 (909 amino acids)
Source: RefSeq, a predicted model, not a curated record
CGACUCCCUGUUAGCGCGGUCGUUACCAUCUCCCGAACGGUCGUUAGAGGUCGUAGAAAAGUGUUUAAAAGUGUCGUAAGGUUAUUUCCACAGAUGUCAAAUACGAACACAAUUUGAUCCUGUACCAGUGUGGGUCAGUGUCAGUCAGCUGUCGGGCAGUUGUCGGGUAGUUAUCGGUCAGUGUCGGUCAGAUACAGUCAUAUACAGCAUAAAAAAACAAAAACAAUUCCUGAUCUUGUGGUAUAGUGGUGUGUGUGUGUGUGUCUGUCUGUCUCUGUCUUAAACCUGAAGAAGUGAGUCUCCACUAUCACCAUCUUCACUAUGGAUCCAAUGUACUACCACUGGUGGAACAGCCAUAAUCAACACAACUCUGGUAAUACCUGGUAUAUGGAUCCACACAAGACGGGAGGCGGCAUGAACCAACAACCGCCACCUGCACACAACAUGCCAGGACCUCCGCAGCACCCUGCAACCCAGCACCCCCCCGCCAUGGGUCAGACAAUGCCUCAACGGCCCAUACAGACCGGGUACCCCAUGCAGCCUAGACCGGCCCACACCGGAGCCCCAGGGUCGAUGGGGCCAAAGCCCCCCGGAACCACCGGUCACAUGGCCCCCAAACCACAGACCACGCUAGGAAACAUAGUCACAAAGCCUAUGGUGCCCACGACGACUAAUGUUCAGCAGGUCCAGGCAAAGCUGCAGACGCCGAUACACAUUGCUGCAUCACUCAAGCAAAAUCUUCCUGUUAACACAACAGCGAAUAUGACGCAGAUGACCAACAAACCUGCCCCAGGUCUGGUGUCUGCCACGGCCGCUUCAGCCAUGCCUAAACUAGCAACACUAAUGCAACAGCAACAACAACAACAUCAACAGUCUCAACAGCCACCCAAACCAUCUGUAACUAUCCACCCACAACAACAGCACCAUCAGCAACAACAACAACAACAACAACAACAGCAGCAACAACAGCAGCAACAGCAGCAGCAACAACAGCAACAGCAGCAGCAACAACAACAACAACAACAACAACAACCACAACAGCAGCAGCAGCAGCCAACACCUAAGCCAGCUGUAACUCUUCAACAGCAGCACCAGCAACCCCCAAAACCAGUUGUGUCACUUCAGCAACAACAGCACACACAGCCUCCUAAGCCAGCUGCACCUUCUCAGAAUGCAGCAAUCCCACCAAAGCCAGCUAUACCACCAGUCUCAAUAACACCAAGCCUUCCUAAGCCCUCUGUGACCUCCAUACCAUCUGCCAACCAACCCAAACCUCUCCAAGCCCAGUCUGUGUCUCCCAUGAAGUCUGUGCCGGCAACAGUGCCGAUACCCGCCACGGUCACUCCCAUCAUUACAAAGCCCACCCAGCUGGCAGGUCACCCCACAGUCCCCGGGCUUAGUCCGAAGCCCUUCGCACAGAUGACACAGAGCACCACGGUCAGCCAAGCCUUACCACCCAGACCUACCAAUCCCAUGCCAGUACCUGUACAGAAGCCUGCCCAGCCUCCCCCACAGCCGGCCAAACCUACGCCACCUCCGGCCUCGAGUGCACCCCCGACCGUCACGUCUCCUGCGAAACCUCCGGCGGCCGCGCCGGCUGCCACGCCCGCCCCUCCCCCUAAACCGGCCCCGGUCGAGAUAACCACACAGAAACCGGCCCCUACGGAAAUUCCUCCGCCAAAGCUGACAGAACCCACAAAACCGGCCGUUGAAGCGACCGCAAAGACUCAAACUGUUCCAAGUGUCAACGGAGUGCCAGUCUCCAAGUCCCCCGUCAAGCCGGUCACUCCACUGCCACCACCAUCAAAACCCGUUGAAGCUCCAUCCACUGAAGCCAAGCCAAUUCUGCCUCCUGCCGUGUCACCGCCCAAACCGGCCGCUCCAGUCAACAAACCUAAGGUGGAACCAGCGCCUGUUCAGCCUAAGAAGGAAAUUGUUAAACCAAUUCCAAGUGCCAAGCCAACUAUUGAAAACUCAACAGAGCCCAAGACCGUUAAUCACGCCGACCCCAAGGACGAGCCCGUCACUGAAACGCCGAAGAAGACGCGAACGCCCAGACAAAAGCGGGAGGUGUUGGCCGUAGAGACCCCAGGGGACGAGCGGCGCAGCAAGAGACCUCGGAAUCCGGCCAACCUCUACCAGUCCCCAGCCUUGGAUAACCUGAACAGAGUGCGCAAGACAGCCGAGCCAUCAACGCCCAAGACCCCGCAGGAUAAACUUAUUGUCUUCUUCAGAAACGAGCACGUGGCAGUGAGAAAUUCCGAGGGUACAUUCUACCUUUGUCAAGUCGCCCAGAACGUCUUUAAAAACACCCGCAAGAUCAAGAUCCGGUGGCUGUCUCCGGAAGAUCCCGACAACAAGAACUGCAACACUUAUAAACCAGAUUAUUACGACAUUACAGAUUUUGACUGCAUCCUCACGACGGUUAAUUUGGAGCGGAUAGACCGUAAAACACUGCGGUUAAAACCAGAAGAAGAGACCCGAGUUAACAACAUUUUAAAACGUGCCAUGGACCUCGAGAAGGGUGUGUUGGCGGAUAAACCAAGCGUUGACGCGAAUCAUCCCGACGGAUUGGAUCUUUCAUUGUACACAAACGAAGACCAGCUUAAGAGGAGGAGGAAGAGAAAUUCAACAGGGAAGAGGAAAAAGAAGGAUGAGUCUUCAGGAGAGAGCGGCGUAGAGUCUGAGGAAGAUGAGGAGACAGAUAGUGAAGGAGAAGAGAGCCCCAAGAAAGUUGCACGAACUCCCGCCAGACGUAACCCAAGAGCUGGCAGCAAGACUCCCGCUAAGGGCAAAAUUUCUACGCCUGCUUCAACAAAAGCCAAAACAUUAACCAAGACCAAGACUCCUCGAAUCUCCCCUCUGAAGGCAGGACGUAAGGCUAUGCCCAAGAUCCCAUUAAAAGCAACACCCAAGACCAGUACUCUAAAGGCCACCGCUGCCGCCGCCACCACCACCACAAGCACCACCACCACCAUCAUCACCCCCCCUAAGGCCGCUCUUCCCCCCAAGGCCACUCCAAAAUCAGGGCGACGAGCAGCACGCAAAUAGCCCAAGGAGGAAAUGGAGGAGGCGUCUGAAGGAAUUACCCAACAGCAAAAACCGCGGGGAAUGAGUGCACCAAAUGACCUGACUACAUGCAUAAGGCUGAUGUUGUUAGCAAAAUAGGUACUCGUCCAAUUAUUGAAUUAAGGAAAUCGUCAGGCUUUUUGGAUUAAGAAAAUUCACAAAGCUGUAGUGUGUGUGUGUGUGUGUGUGUGCGUGUGUGUGUGUGCAUGUGUGUGUGUGUGUGUGAGUGUGUGUGAGUGAGAGCGCCUUAAUGCAUAUACUGAUGAUGAAGGCAAAAAAGUCAUUUUGUAUAUGAGCAAUUCUUACCUUCUCUCCUCCCCCACUCCCUCCUCCUCCUCCUCCCUUGGCAUCACUGAAAUUGUUAUUGUUUGUAAACAUAAUCUUUCUUUCCUCCCGCCCCCCCUCCCCCCUCUAUGCUCUGCCCCCUUUUUUUUACAAAUAAUAAAGCCGUUCAUUAUUGGAAUGCAAGGUGGAUCAUUUCCUUGUGUGUGUGUGAGAACUCUUGAAUAAUUGUGUGACUGUGUGUGUACAAAACUUUGUGAGGGUAUAUGUAACCAAUUUAAAUUAACUAGAGGAUAGGUUAUGUUCAGAGUACAUAUUAAUGUUUAAUCUAUUGUAUAUGUAUAAUAGUUCUCAGUGUACAACUCAAACUUUUUAUAUCAUUACAAGUGUGGCAUUCCCCCCUCCCUUCCCCUCCCCUCACUAUUUCUCUAACCCCUGAGGAACUCCUUGAGUCGAGGAACCCCUGGGUUGUGGAAGCCCUUGAAUCUAGGAAGCCCCUGAGUUGAGGAAAUCCUUGGGUUGAGGAAGCCUCAGAUUUGCAUUGGUAUGUUACAAGAGACUGUAAAUCACUGCUCAACAUAAAAUGAACCUUGUGAAUGGAUCAACCCAAUAUGAGUGAAGUAAGAGGUGGAGCAUAGUUAUGUACUGUAUCAUAAGGUUUAUGCAGCUGUACAAGAAAGAAGCACUUCACUAGUUUUGUCAAUUGGGUGAUUUACAGAGUUUGAGUUUGUAUAGUUUCUUACUAAAUAUAUAAAACUGAUUGGUUUUGCAAUUACUCUUUUAUGAUUAUUAUUAUUAUUAAUAUUUGUCAACAAAAAAUGUUUUAUUUUUUGAAGUGGAAAUGCAAUAUUUUGCUACUGUUAAUGCACGAUUACUACCUGCACUACAGUAUUGAGCAAUUGGUUUAGGAAUUACCAGACAGUAGCAUAGUUUAGCCUCUGCCCUCUACCGUGCGAGCAAGACGUGAAAAAAUAAAGGCACGACGCUCGAAUCCUCCGAGUGAAGUGUCGAUACAAACUCAAAAAUAACGUGGAGGCAGAGGCACUGUAGGCUGUACAUAAGUAAUGACCCGUAACAAUUUGAUGUAUUGUCUUGAUCGUAGGUGUGUGACUCAUGAAUGCCGUUUAUGUUACAGACUAUAUUGGGCUGGAAUUCUUAGAGACCACUUGAGUGAUGAACGAUGUAAAAUAAAAUCCAUCCUGAUAUUCCCCGACAUGUUAAAUGAUGACACAUGCCAACUCAUUAAUAAGUAGCAAUUAAUGGCCAUAUUGUUUCAGGCAUUGAAGCAUUGAGGUGCAUUUUUCUACUUGUACAACUAAUUCUAUGCCGUGUGGUGGUAGAUGAAGGCAUUACAAGGAACGAUUGCAUUCAAGUCGUGUUUAAGAAUUUAGGUCUCGGAGCAUAUCCGGGCUUUGAUAGGAGAUGUGCCGAGAGCGAGUUCUUUAUCAUGGGGGAAACCAAGCACUGAUGAGGCCCUCGUGUGGGGGUGGUGGUCAGAAUCCCCACCGCGUGACCCCACCAGUGCUCACCAAUGGACGGGGGUGAUGUGGGAGGUAUAUUGACCUUUAUACCUUCGACUAAAACAAAAAAAAAAUUGUUAAAAGACUGAUCGACGUCACAUCUUUCACAGCGAGUAAGACCGAAGUGCCCGGCCGUUAUUAUGUUUUCCAUUGGUAUGUGAACAUUACCAACAGUAGGGUGUAAUGUUAAAUGGAAACCAAUUGUUCUUUGAUACAAUGUUGAAUUAAAGAAACGGCAACAGUACUCUUUAAUGCGUUGCUUUUAUAACGUUCGGUCAUUUUUAUACAAACCGUGAGGAGUUUUUGGGUAUUUGUAAAGUUUCAAUGUACUGUACACCCUCCUAGUGCAAACUUGUUAGGGACAUAAGCUAUACUGACUGAUAGUGGAGUUAGUACAAGCAUGAUGGUAUUUAUACGUCUGUUUAUUUCUCAAGGAGCCGAGAUGACGAGAUGCUCCGUAUAUUUUAUCGCUAAUUUGAAAGUAAUAAUUCAGAUUUGGGUCAUAUUAAAGAGUUGGAAUUAUCCUUCACCGAAAACCUCCCCUGCUUGGACGGCUUCACUGUGUGAGAGACCGGCCGGAAGAGUUCUUUAUUUGAAGAGUUUGCCGGCCGUGAAACGCUUGUAACAAGACUGCAGUUUACGUUACAAAUUUUGCAGGAUGUCUUAUUUUGCCGUUUAGAAGAAUCGGUCACCCCGGGGUAAACUUUACGAGGUUUAGUUACUUUUUGUGGACAUAUUUGCCAAGGUUGUUAGUUUUAACUUUUUUCCUUGAUAUUAAGGAUGGAUAUAAUCUCUGUUGUCCACACCAGUCCACAAGUCCAAGUGUUUGUAGAAUUAAACAAAAAUUUCCCUUGUUUAUGAAGUAAUAAUUGGACUGUAGUAUCUUUUGAUAAUUUACAGGGACUCCACAGUAAACCAAGGGAUUUUAAUAUUUAAUUUUUUUAGCUGUAUGUAUUUAAAAAUUGCCAGGAUUUUAUUUUAAGCAUUUUCUGUGAAUGUGUUUGUUAACCCCCGCAAAAAAAAAUAUGAUCCAAGUUAUGUAAAUUAUGCUUUUCCAAUAGUUGCUAUUAAAGAUUAUUUUGAGGAAAACUAUAUAUUUUUUGAAUGGCAAAGAUCCUUUUUGUGAGAAAAUUGAAUAUUAGGGAUUUGGCCAGUUGGUGCCAUCAGGUGAGCUGAGCUAUUUUGAGUCUACAAUAAUCUACAAUAAAUUUUGGAAAUUGACAAGAGGAUACACAUUUGUUUCACUACAAACGUUGAAAAAGCAUAAAGAAUAUUAUUAUUGAGCAUUUCGGGGAAUAUAAUUGGAAGUAUUAGUAUUAUUUAGACUGAUAUAAACACUUACAAAAUAUUGGCAUUAUCAAUGUUGUACACUGGAAGUAAUGUACAAUAUUGUAUUAAAAAUUAUGUUAUUUAGAAAUAUUUACACAUGUACACUAGAUAACACUUACACAUGUACACUAAAUAACACUUACACAUGUACACUAAAUAACACUUACACAUGUACACUAAAUAGCACUUACACAUGUACACUAAAUAACACUUACACAUGUACACUAAAUAACACUUACACAUGUACACUAAAUAACACUUACACAUGUACACUAAAUAACACUUACACAUGUACACUAAAUAACACUACAUAUGUACAGUUAAUCAAAAACUAUCUGUACUUGGGGUAGUCGAUGACUCCCAGAAUAAACGCCGCGACUCCUGUUGUCUCGGUAGAGUUGUCAAAAUCCUUUACCCAUUGUGUCACAUUUUCUCGACACAAUUUGGUAUAGAUACUUUUAUUGAUCGACCGUACACUUGAAAUAAUAGAAUUUUUAUUUGUACACUUAAUAGAUAAAAAUUUGCAUUUACAUUUGUACACUUACGUUCAAGACUCGAAAUAGAAUGAGGUCAAUAAUUCCUCGUAAUGACCUGUGCAAAAAAUAACCAGGGUCGCCGUUCUCAAAGGGUCAUAGUGAGAAUAUUUCGCGUACUGAAGAGUAAGAAUUCACCCGACUAUUGAAAUUAACCUAAUCCAAAAAUUAGUUGAAAAGUCUCAAAAUUAUACAGAAAUUGAUACAUAUAGUAAUUUUAACAGUUGAUCUAUUAAAAUUAUUACUUUAUAUUAAUUUAGUAUCAGGUUAAUGUACAGGAUCUAAUGGAAUAAUUUUAACAUAGAUUUCGCCCCUAUAACUGGCAUUACUAAUUUAACCCAUCCAAUUAAGGUCAAGUAUCAAAACCCCUAGAUGCUAAAUAUUCGAGUUAUGAACCUUGAUGACCUAACCUGACUGGCAGAGAAUCGUGUAUAUCAAUGCUUUAGUCUUAUCAUUUUUACUUGGUAUUUUUUUAACACAUUAGGAUUGUUCUAAAUAUAAUUACCAAGUAUACAGCAAAGGUUCAGUUUCAUCCCCUUUUUGCAACAAACCAUUUUCACGAACUAUUUUACAUACAAGUAGGAAAUUGUUUUAAUAAGUAAAUAUCAUUGUACA